Lichtheimia ornata is the source of this 897-nucleotide messenger RNA. RefSeq lists its product as uncharacterized. The record is from RefSeq and is a predicted model, not a curated record. Bases 1 to 897 code for a protein of 298 amino acids. The transcript has 5 exons. NCBI's taxonomy places the organism in Eukaryota, Fungi, Mucoromycota, Mucoromycetes, Mucorales, Lichtheimiaceae.
AUGAUUCAUUCAGCAUAUCCAACCGAAGAAAAUUGGCAUUGGCAAUACCAUGGUCGUGCUGAUGAUUUAUAUAUGGCACCAAACCAACAAUACUAUGAAUACCAGCAAGUACCAGCAGCGGCAAUCCCACAAGUGGGGCAACCGAUGGGUAUAUUUCCCGAAUCCCAAAGACGAGUUUCUUGUAACAAUAAUGAAGAAUGGCGUGUUGGUGGACGAGCAAGAGAAUCAUGGAAAGUCGCUUUACCUCAUCAACAACAACAACCCAAACCAUUACCGCAAGAGCCACCUGCACCACCUCCACGUAGAUCAUUUGUGCAACAACAACAUCACGACCCGUAUUAUGGGUACGACUGGUCGGCUGCUCCCAUAGUCCCACAUCAGUUUGGCUAUUACACAGAUGAGCCAAUGUCAACCGAAUCAGAUACCACACAGGAACUCCCGACACCUGAGCUACAUGUUGAUCCUUCCCCGCCAGCAUCUUCCUCAUCAACAUCAUCCGCUCAUUAUGGUCCGCCAUCCUUGCCAACCGAGCAACAACAGCCAACCGAAAUGAAGAAAUCAUCAAAACCGGAAAACAACACCCGUCAAAUUACAGUACAAUCGAUAAACAAAGAACACAUGGUCUGGAUCAAGAUCGAUACAACAGAAACGGGUUUAUCGCUUGCAAACAAAAUUCACACCAUUGCCACGUUUCGUACUCGCAAGAUUGUUUCCAUUACUACAGCAGCUGGACGUACAAUACCAUUGGAUCAUAGGCCUGUAUUUGGCAGCUGGAUGGAUAUGGACGAUUUCAAAAAUGGCGAAGAGUGGAAAGUUGAAUGGUGCGAAUUGGACAAAGGCUUGGUGGAUCGUUUGGUCUCCAAGUUUAUCCAGGUCAGCGGCAGUCGUCGAAAAUAA